AUGCAAAGUGACUUUGAUCGAUACAUCAUCACAGGUCCUGUACCUUCUCCUGCAGCACAGCCUGGAGCCCGACUCCUGCAUGGUGGUAGAAAUUACAGCCCAGGAGGCUCCAUAGUGAAGGGUUGUCAGAGGAGGACACGCCUGCCCCCAGAUGAAUGUACCAGGAACUCAGAGAAACAUCUGAUAUCUUUAGAUUUUAAAGUAGAGGAUUGUGGUAUCACACGAGUUACAUUUGAAGAGCAUGCCAAUAUCCAAGAUAUACCCUCAUCCAAUCACAGCAACAAUGCAUCAUUUGAUCCUUUUAAACAAGUCCAAUCUUCUGAUUCAUCACAGACUGAAACACAGAAUAAAAGUCACAAAAGAGGGAGGCCAUUUUCCUGUUCAGAAUGUGGGAAAUGUUUUAUCCAUAAAUCACAUCUUGUUGUACAUCAGAGAAUUCACACAGGGGAGAAGCCAUUUUCAUGUUCAGAAUGUGGGAAAUGUUUUAACCAUAAAUCGGCUAUUGCUAAACAUCUGAGAAUUCACACAGGAGAGAAGCCAUUUUCAUGUUCAGAAUGUGGGAAAUGUUUUAACCAUAAAUCACAUCUUGUUAUACAUGAGAGAAUUCACACAGGAGAGAAACCAUUUUCAUGUUCAGAAUGUGGGAAAUGUUUUAAGAGUAAAUCAGAUCUUGUUAUACAUCAGAAAAUUCACACAGGGGAGAAGCGAUUUUCCUGUUUAGAAUGUGGGAAAUGUUUUAACCAUAAAUCACAUCUUGUUGUACAUAAGAUAAUUCACACAGGGGAGAAGCCAUUUUCAUGUCCAGAAUGUGGGAAAUGUUUUAACCAUAAAUCGGCUAUUGCUAAACAUCAGAGAAUUCACACAGGAGAGAAGCCAUUUUCAUGUUCAGAAUGUGGGAAAUGCUUUUACAAUAAAUCAGAUGUUGUUAUACAUCAGAGAACUCACACAGGAGAGAAGCCAUUUUCAUGUUCAGAAUGUGGGAAAUGUUUUAACCAUAAAUCACAUCUUGUUGAACAUCUGAGAAUUCACACAGGGGAGAAGCCAUUUACAUGUUCAGAAUGUGGGAAAUGUUUUAACCGUAAAUCAUAUCUUGUUAAACAUCAGAGAAUUCACACAGCAUAGAAGCUAUUUUCAUGUUCAGAAUGUGAUAUGUAUUUCAACCAUAAAUCAUCUCUUAGUAACAUCAAAAAACCCACAUAUAAGCGAAGCCAUCUUC
Bufo bufo (common toad) is the source of this 1216-nucleotide messenger RNA. Its product is annotated as gastrula zinc finger protein XlCGF17.1-like. Bases 1 to 1122 code for a protein of 373 amino acids. Gene Ontology annotation, cellular component: nucleus. Gene Ontology annotation, biological process: central nervous system development; regulation of transcription by RNA polymerase II. Gene Ontology annotation, molecular function: RNA polymerase II cis-regulatory region sequence-specific DNA binding; DNA-binding transcription factor activity, RNA polymerase II-specific. NCBI's taxonomy places the organism in Eukaryota, Metazoa, Chordata, Amphibia, Anura, Bufonidae. The transcript is spliced from 3 exons. The record is from RefSeq and is a predicted model, not a curated record.